AUGCGACCGGCGGAAGACUCGGAGCUGGACGGGAGGAUUCGUUGCACGGUGGCCGUGGAGCACCUGGGGGCAGCGGCGGCCCCGAAUCGGCGGCUCCUGCGGGAUGCCUGGGUCACCCUCGGGCGGAAUGAGUUUCGCGAACUGGUCUUACAGGUGACGGGUCCAGGCCGCCUCCAGAACUUCCCUUUGCGGCAGAACGAAAUGCGCCUCUUCACACGUUUUGUGAAGGACGGGAAGAGCUCGAUCCGGUUGGGGCCCGUGGGGUCCGAUUGUGUGCAGCUGCUCCUCUCCAACUGCCCACCGGAUCGCUUGCGUCGCUUCGUUCAGACUCUGCGCAUCAAAUUUGAAGCUACCCAGCACGGAAGGCGGCCGGUGGCUGAGCGGACCAGGCUCCUGUCUAGCUUGCCGCGCACAUUCGACACGGUAAGCCCGGUGCAAGCCCGCGAUUUGCAACAAGCAAAGGCCAGAGAAGCCCUGGCUAACGUGACAGCCACCCCGACGAAAGGACAGGCUCUGCGCUGCGGCUCUAGAAAGCGUCCUAUGGAAUCAGUGGAUGGGAGGCAGGUAAGCUAUCUUCUGCCUGAAAAGGAAAAUAUGAGCAACUUUGAAUGAAUUGAGCUGAAUGGUGUUUCUCUAAAAUUAACUUUUGUUUUCAAAGGAACUGGAAAAUCUUAUUUACUGAAAAAGAUAGUGGCCUCCUUUCCUCCAAAUGGCACUUAUGUCACAGCCAGCACAGGAGUGGCAGCAUGUCAGAUUGGGGGCAUCACCCUCCAUGCUUUUGCAGGUAUUGGGUCAGGAAAGGCCCCUCUGCAUCAGUGUCUUGAGCUGGCCCAGAGGCCUGGGGUUCGACAGCAAUGGCUGAAUUGCCGCUGUCUGAUCAUCGAUGAGAUCUCAAUGGUGGAGGGGGACUUAUUUGAUAAACUGGAAGCGGUGGCUAGAGAUGUUAGGAAAUGUGAGGAUCCAUUUGGAGGAAUCCAGCUUAUUAUCUGUGGAGACUUCUUUCAAUUGCCUCCCGUUGCCAAGGACCACAGACAGCCCAAGUUCUGUUUCCAGGCAAAGAGCUGGAGAAAGUGCAUCCAUCUGAACAUGGAGUUGACAGAGGUUCGGAGACAGACUGACAAGGAGUUCAUUUCUCUUCUGAACACUGUCCGUCUUGGCAGAUGUACAGAGGAAGUCACCAGACUGCUGACCCAAACAGUAAUGCAAAAAGUGGAGAGAAAUGGAAUAUUGGCUACACGGUUGUGUACUCACAAGGAUGAUGUAGAGUUCACAAAUACCAAGCAGCUGCAGCAAUUAUCGGGACAGCUAAGGUCUUUCAAGGCUGUUGACAGUGAUCCUAUGUUGGCAAAGACUCUUGAUACACAAUGUCCUGUGAAGAGUAUGAUUGAACUCAAGGAAGGUGCCCAGGUGAUGCUUACAAAGAAUCUUGAUGUUUCUCAAGGUCUGGUGAAUGGGGCUCGUGGAGUUGUGAUUGGAUUUGAAACUGAAGGAAAAGGCCUGCCCAAAGUAAGAUUUCUUUGUGGCGUGACUAAUAUUAUUGGCUUGGAAAGAUGGGUUUUUAAGGGGCCAGCUGGCAUUUACCUGAGUCGCCAACAGCUGCCCCUGAAGCUUGCCUGGGCCAUUUCUAUCCACAAGAGCCAGGGUAUGUCUUUAGACUGCGCUGAGGUUUCUCUAGCUCGCGUCUUUGAAAGUGGGCAGGCAUAUGUAGCACUUUCUCGAGCUCGUAGUCUGGCAAGUCUUCGAGUUUUGGAUUUUGAAGCCAAGGUAGUCAGAGCUAAUCCAUGCGUAUUGCGAUUUUAUAAGGAGCUGAAGAGAGACCAAUUUUUAAAUCAGGCCUCUUUGCAUUCCUAUAUUCAUGCUGAUAAAGAAAAUGAAAUAGUUAAAGGAACAUUUACAGGUUGAGAAUCCCUGGUACAAUUUUUUUAAUUAAUUUACUUUUGGAACAACUGCUGCUACAAAUUCAGUAUUUUAUAAAGUAUUGGAGCACCGUGAAGAAGAGAAGAAUUAUAUGAGACAUCGUUUUCUAUAAACAUGGACAGUCCAUCUGCCUAAAAUGAACACUGAAUUUUUAACCCAAAUCAUUCUGCUUCUGAGUUUGCACUGACAGAAUUUAAAAAUUACUUAA
This is a messenger RNA of Notechis scutatus (mainland tiger snake), 2125 nucleotides long. The record is from RefSeq and is a predicted model, not a curated record. Lineage: Eukaryota; Metazoa; Chordata; Lepidosauria; Squamata; Elapidae.